This is a messenger RNA of Macrosteles quadrilineatus (aster leafhopper), 786 nucleotides long. RefSeq lists its product as uncharacterized. Bases 381 to 728 code for a protein of 115 amino acids. Lineage: Eukaryota; Metazoa; Arthropoda; Insecta; Hemiptera; Cicadellidae. The record is from RefSeq and is a predicted model, not a curated record. The transcript has 4 exons.
CUUAUCUUUAAACAACCAAACUUAUCAUUUAACAUUUUUCUGUUUUUGAGAAAUUUAGAAAACAGAAUGCCUAGAUGGGAAUGCCUUGAUGGAGAAAUGGCCCUGAAAGGACCACCUAUGUACAAGACAGAAAAAGAUCUAGCAAAAUCAACUUAGAAGAUAAAUGAUGCGCAGCUCCGAGAAGAGUGACCAAUCCCUUCAAAGGUGACUGGAAGGUCGGAGGUCGUCUGGACCUGAAGGUGGGCAGAGUGAUUCAUGUUGAAAACCACAUCUGGGACAAAAACCGAUUCUACUUUGAGUACAUUGAAGUGGGCGAUCGUGUCAGCAAUGUGUUUGUUUGGGGAAUCAACAAGUUCUUCAAGAAGGAAGACUUUGAAAACAUGUACGUGGUGUUACUCUAUGUGGCUCUUCCUCAUUGGUGGAACUGUCAGGAGUCACGACCCCUCAGUGUGUUAAGUGCUCGCACUCGAAAUAAGGUAGAGAUGCUACAACCGCCAGCAGGAGCUGAGAUAGGAGAAGAUGUUGUUGUUGACGGCUUCAUCAACGUCAGACCCAGGAGACGACCGUGGCUGCAGUUCUACCAACAUCAGAAACGACUGUUAGAGGUUGUCACACCUGAUUUAUGGGUCAACGAAGAUGGAAUUGCAACCUAUGCUGGCCGUCCCAUGUAUAUACCUGGGAAGGGGAAUAUCACAGCCAAAACUUUGAGAGACUGUCCAGUCAAAUGAGAUUUCUUUUCCUGAAUUAAGUAGUGGAAUUAGCAUUGCAUCCUUCGUAACAAUAAAU